AUGGCAUACAGACCUCGAUAUCGUUUCCGGCCGCUCGAUCCAGCCAACGCGCCUCCAUACAUGUUUUUUGACAGCAAAAGAGACGAUUCAGUUGAUCACGAUCCAUAUCAAAAAGAGAAAAUUCGAAAUGACAUACGUGUUCUGAAACGCAGAACACUGUCAUACUUGACUGAUACGGAGGCUCAGGAGAUAAACGAGGCUCGAUUCAGGCAAGCCCAGCGAGCUGCAUUCAGAAUUCUACCGUGGGAAAGGGAGAUAGAAAAUUCAUUUGCAGGUCUACAGCUAGUUCCAUUACCUCCAGCUUUACCAGCAUACAGUAUUGAGCUGCGUGGUAUUCGGGGGCACUUGUACAAGCCUUCUUCCCUGCAGCCGUUCAUCGUCUAUUGCGAGACCGGAGAGCUUGAGAUGGCUAGGCACUUCAUCGAACAAGAGGGACCAGAAGCUUCCGCGCUUGAUGAUGGACUUGGCUUUGCUGCUCGAAACAAACACCUCCACAUAAUGCAGUAUCUACUUCAGAACGGGGCGGGGUUGCAUAGCUACGUGGUACAAAUGGCCAUCUUCCAUCGUUCCAUCGAGCUUUUCCAAUUAUGCGUUAUGCAUGGCUACCACCCAAAUCAACACAUCUGGAACAUCAAUGGCAGCCAAGGUGUAGCGCUGCUUUCUUGUUACGACAACCCACAGAUUACCCAGUUCCUCCUCAAUCAUGGCGCGGACCCAAAUAUUGGCAGGUUCGACCCAAGAGUGGAGGCCGCCUGGACUCAGAGUGACGUGACUCUUUUACUUGGCAAAAUGCCACCCCUUGAUCGGACAUCCGGCGAUGCUCUCACCAAGGCUAUUGCCGUGGGCAACCUGACGGUGAUUGGUAUGCUACUUGAUCAUGGUGCCAGGUUGGAAUUUGCCUCACCGCUUCAUACAGCAUUACGGAAGCUAAAGAAAUGGGAAGAGACAAAGCAAGUUCUGGAACUACUGCUGCUUCGGGGAGCCAAUAUUGAGCAAUGCGAGGAGGAGCUGGUGGACGCGGUUGUAUAUGCGACAAAACCGUUGGCACUUGCUAUCAAAUUAGAGCGGUGGGAAGCAGCUGAGUACCUCCUCAAGAAAGGCGCGCAACCAUAG
Messenger RNA from Neoarthrinium moseri, 1113 nucleotides. RefSeq lists its product as uncharacterized. The record is from RefSeq and is a predicted model, not a curated record. The transcript has 2 exons. The coding region runs from base 1 to 1113 and encodes 370 amino acids. Lineage: Eukaryota; Fungi; Ascomycota; Sordariomycetes; Amphisphaeriales; Apiosporaceae. Gene Ontology annotation, molecular function: protein binding.